This is a messenger RNA of Triplophysa rosa, 3329 nucleotides long. It is a transcript of the gene rnf207b, whose product is annotated as ring finger protein 207b. The transcript has 18 exons. Gene Ontology annotation, cellular component: perinuclear region of cytoplasm. The record is from RefSeq and is a predicted model, not a curated record. Gene Ontology annotation, biological process: regulation of heart looping; regulation of cardiac muscle contraction. Gene Ontology annotation, molecular function: transmembrane transporter binding; Hsp70 protein binding; zinc ion binding. NCBI's taxonomy places the organism in Eukaryota, Metazoa, Chordata, Actinopteri, Cypriniformes, Nemacheilidae. Bases 119 to 2020 code for a protein of 633 amino acids.
UGUGCGUUGUUUGUUUUGAAGUCAGCUGACAGCAUCUAGGACCCCUUACAGAACCUUCAUACAAGAUUCAUUUUACCAAGAGUGGACAACCUGGACAGGACAAGGUAUUCAGAUUCAGAUGUCUGGAGAAAUUUUCUUCCCUUUGGAUAAUCUUUAUGACCUGGACAGUGCCAACUGCCACCCUCUGGUGUGCCAUUUGUGCCAAGAACAAUAUGAGCAUCCAUGUCUACUGGACUGCUAUCACACCUUCUGUGCCAGCUGUCUGCGUGGUAGGGUAGUGGAAAGCCGGCUGAUCUGCCCCCUCUGUGGACAUCAGUCUAUUGUGAAAGGGAUAAAUGCUCUCCCCCCAGAAGAUCGACUACUAAAGUUCUUGUUGGACAGCUCAGCAGACAGCGAGGAGACUGUGCAGUGUGCUAACUGUGAUCUGGAGUACAAGAAACAGGAUGUGGAUGCAAUGUAUUAUUGCAACACUUGUUGUCAGCCGCUGUGCAGAGACUGCAGGGAAACCACCCAUAAAGCCAAGAUGUUCGCCUGCCACGAGAUUGUCUCCCUUGCAAAGCGCACCAAAGAAGCCCACAAAAAAUGUGCUCUCCAUGGGGAACUCUACAUCAUGUUUUCUACAGAGAAGAAAUCCAUGCUCUGUAUCAACUGCUUCAGAGACAUGCAAGUGGAGAGCAGAGCACACUGCAUUGAUAUUGAGACAGCAUAUAUACAAGGGUGUGAAAAACUGGACCAAGCCGUCUUAGCUGUUAAGGAGCUUCAGACAUCAGCACGAGAGGCGAUCGCUCUGCUCAAAGCCAUGAUAGGAGAGGUCAGGACCAAUGUGGAUGAAGAGGAGAGCGCCAUCUGCACUCUGUUCAAUAACAUGCAGGAAAAGCUGGCAGAGAGAAAAAAAAUGCUACUCAAAGCAGCACUAAGUCAGCAUGAAGAGAAGGAAAGAGCUUUUAAAGAGCAGUUAUCUCAUCUUGCUGCACUCCUGCCAACUCUUCAGGUUAAUCUUGUCACUUGUUCUGCCUUCUUAAGCUCAGCCAAUAAAUUUGAGUUCUUAGACAUGGGAUAUCAAUUAAUGGAGAGACUGAAAAAGAUUGUUAAACUACAACACAGACUGAGACCAGCACAGAGCAGUAAGAUAAAUACAGAGUAUCGCUCUGAGUUUGCCCGCUGUCUUGAGCCUCUCUUGCUGUUGGCACAUCGCCGGUCAGUGUCCACUGCAGGAAGCGUGUCAUUAGGUUUGGCAAAUACCAGCGGACAGAUGCAGUCAUCUCUGUCAGUCCAGUGUCAUUCUCCAUCCAUGAGUGACAUGUCUUUAUGCUCUUCUGUGGUGCGCAAGCCGAGCUCACAUCGAUACAUCAGCACCAAGGUUCUGCUGGCGGAGGGGGGAGAGACGCCCUUUAUGGAACACUGCUUCAGCUAUGAGAACAGCUACAGGACUUUGCAGACAGAGAUCCAGAAACUGAAAGACCAGGUGCAGGAGAUUCACAGAGAUCUGACCAAACAUCAUUCCCUCAUAAAAACCGACACCAUGGGUGAGAUUCUGGAAAGAUCUCUACAGGUGGACGAACAGAUCUCUACAGAUUAUUCCUCAGUGGAGUUAACGAGAGCCAUGUUUGAGGAGAUCUGGGAGGAGACGUUGCAGAGGGUGGCGAAUGAACAAGAGAUUUAUGAAGCCCAGCUUCAUGACCUGCUACAGUUAAAACAGGAGAACUUCUGUUUGACCACCAUUGCCCGACAAAUAGGGCCCUACAUUCAGUCUAUAGCAAAAGUGAAAGAACGCCUGGAGCCCAGACUAAAGGAGCCCAAAGAACUACAAGAUGAUCGCACAGAAAUUAUGCUGAAGCUCUAUGAAGACAGCACCUCCACUCCUGACACACAACCCAGUAAUGAACUGUCCUGUAAUGUCGAAGACAACCGGACUCUAAACAGCCUAUCAGAGGAGACCACUCCUAAGAACAAGGAUUACUAUAAGACAAGCAAGCAGAAGAACAUUGACACAGCCAACCGUAAAGAGAUAACACUGUGAAACCAACUUCAUGGAAUUAACCAUGUAUUUAAUAAAAGAUAAAAGUUUUAUAAGCUACAUUAUAAAUUGCUAUUAUCAAGUUACUAUAUAUUAUAGUAUAGUAGAUGAUUUUCUGACCCCGAAUCCUCUUCAAAGGAUGAAAUGUUAAUGUAAUUUACUGUAGUUUGAUAACAAGUGUGUUAUAAUUGACAGUACUUUCAUCUAGUUACACAAUUAUGUUUUAGUAAAAUAAAAGCUUUUGUUAGCUUGAGUGUUUGUGUAGAUUGAGAGUUUAUUUGAAAGGUUUGUUACAUUUUGCUGUAAAUGUCAAUAAUGUAAGCGGUACAGUUGUCAUUCCAGAGGUAGGGUGGUCCUCUCCCAAUAGAUUCUUCACACAGCUCAGCAGAAGCAAAGUGCAACUCUUCCGUUAUAAAAACCUAUUGCAUGUGUUAAAAUGUCCUUCUGUACUCAUAUAUAGUGCUCUUCAUUGGUUGAAAGUGUGCAAGAAAUUACUAGUCUUUAUCCAAUGUCUAUACAAGCUACACCAUGCCUGGAGAAGAGUGGGGCCUUUCUCGCAAGAAUGUAAAAUCAGAAAGAUCAAGACUUUGGAUACAGCGUGCGUUCUGUUGUUCGGCUCUCUUCAAUCUCACCUUCACAGAAACUGACUUUUCUUGUUGAAGUGUCAUGCAAGGAUGAAGGACAAUGAACAGACACGAAUAUGACGAUGAGUUCAUGUGGGAAUGAAGAUAAAGCAGCUAAUGCAAGAGACAGAGUGAGAGCACAAAUCUACACUGGAAGACUUCUUAAAAUAUGUGGGCUGAGACAAACACACGAGUUGUUUGCUCCAUGUCGGAAAACAUCAGGGCUGUAAAGAGCAACAAAUACAGAUGAAUUAAGCCUUUAAUUUAUCAGAUAUGUUUAUUACUCUAAUCGUUAUUUUAAAACUGUUCAACAGUAUUAACAAAUCACAAAUCUUUGGAGAUUGUCACACAUCAGCAUUUAAAAUGUGUAGCCCUAUCAUGACUGGCAGCAUAAGAGUUCAGGCAAACACCUCAAAAGGUUUCCCACACACGAUAAACUAUUUCAGGUCCAUUUAAAGUCGGCGUGAAAUUAAAAAUGAUAAAUCUCAUUGUUUUACACAGUGGUGAAGUAUUUAUUAUAAAUUAUUUAUCCGUGCACAUCUUGUUUUUUUUAAUUAAUUGCACUUGUAAUCUUUAAUCAAAAACUUUAACCUCCCCCCCCUCAAAACGACCACUCUUCACUUCUGGUCAUGAGGGCGGGGCUGCAAUGACUGACAGACUGCAAACUGGCUUUUAAAUCUUUCACCUUU